Molecule: messenger RNA, 777 nt
Organism: Lactuca saligna
Lineage: Eukaryota; Viridiplantae; Streptophyta; Magnoliopsida; Asterales; Asteraceae
Source: the annotation of a GenBank genome assembly
AGGCUUCAUACCGAAAUUCAGCAAUCAGAUACAAUUUCUUGUGGGAUUUGCACUGGUGUUUAAUUUUUUUUUUUUUUUUGACUAAUGGAGUAUCCUGGUGAAGCACAACCUCAUACAAACUCGACGGUGAUUACAUCAGAUACUUAUUCUCGAAAGCGUCCAAGUGAUGAUGACGACGAUUUUGUAAACCCGCCACCUGUUACAAUGCCGAUACAAAAGAUUGUGAAAAAGCAAACCAGAAUAGAAAAGCCAAGAAACGUGGAAAAUUCAUUAAGAUGUUUGAAUACCAGGUUCCCCCCGGAACACAUAACCAAAACCAUGACCUUGCUGAACAAAGAUCAACAAAGAUGUGUACAAUCUAUUGGAUUUGGAUCAGCUCUAAAUAUGCAGUUAGAAAAGCUACCUCGUAGGAUAUGUUACUGGGUCGUUGAAAACUACAACCCAACUAGCAAUUCCAUUCAUGUACAAGACCAAAGACUUUUAGUGACAAGGGAAAGAGUACACGAGGUAUAUGGGAUUCCAAUGGGUGACCUACCAAUGUCUAACCCUUCCAAAGCAAAUUCUGAAAAUAAGGUUGUCAAACUUUGGAAAUCCCAAUUUCCAAAAACAAUAAAAAGAAUACGGCUAACACAUGUUAUUGACAUGAUAGUAAAGGAUACAAAUGCCGGUCCAUUUUUUAUCAUGAAUUUUCUUGUGUUGUUUGUAUCGGUGAUGAUUGAGUAUUCAACGAUGUGGACUGUCACUACUACAAAACACCUUAUAGGACUCGCCAAAUAG